UAAAGCCGCCUUGUCACCCCUCCUCAAUCUGCACCUUUCUGUAUAGGACGAGGGCAGGACAGCAUUGCUGCUGCUGUCAGUUUACUGGUACAUGCUUGGACAAACUGGGACUUCACACUGUUGCUCUUUUUAUUAUGGGAUAUACAUAAAUUGCUUCACCUGUAAGUGAAACCUGUUUUACUAUCAUGAAAAGUAAGUUUUAGCCAUUGCGGUUCGGUCUGGAAGAAAAGACUUCACUCUGAACCGGUGCAACCGGCUUCUUCAUGAAUUUGUUCCGAUAAAGGCGAUGGAUUUGCAGAAGUUGGGCGAAGCGUCCUCGGCAUUGCUGGGCUGCGUGGCGGUGCAGAGGAACUCAUCGGGAAACGGCACGGAAAACGGGACCGCGGACGCCGCUGAUGCCGCCAACUGUGGAAAUGCGUCCGCUAUUGUACGGCUGCAGCCAGGGAGACAAAGGGAGAUGGACUCUGUGCGAAUUCUGCUCUACACGCUCAUCUUCCUCCUGGGCGUCUUCGGAAACCUCCUCAUCAUCAUGGUGCUGAUCAUGAACAAGCACAUGCGCACAGUGACCAACUCCUUCCUGCUGUCGCUGGCGGUCAGCGACCUGAUGAUGGCGAUUUUCUGCAUGCCCUUCACGCUCAUCCCUAACUUGCUGGAGGACUUCAUCUUUGGGGCGGCUAUGUGCAAGAUCGUCGCUUACCUUAUGGGAAUAUCAGUGAGCAUCUCCACAUUCAGCCUAGUCGCCAUAGCGAUCGAGAGGUACAGCGCCAUCUGCAACCCGCUGAAGUCUCGGGCGUGGCAGACCCGCUCGCACGCCUACCGCGUCAUCGCAGCGACCUGGAUCCUCUCCCUGGUCAUUAUGGCUCCGUACCCCAUCUUCAGUGGCCUGAUGACCUUCAGCAAGGCCAACAUGACCACAGGACACAUGUGUCGUCUGAGUUGGCCGUGGAGUCAGGUGGAGCAGUCAUGGUACAUCUUGCUCCUGUUCAUCCUCUUCUUCAUCCCCGGAGUGGUGAUGAUCGUUGCUUAUGGACUCAUAUCCAGAGAACUGUAUCGGGGCAUACAGUCAGAGCUGGAGCACAAGAAGGAGUUCACUGGCCAGAAGAACGGCCUGAAUGUGGUGGUGUCGUCCGGCAGCGACGAAGGCGACGGCUGCUACCUGCAGGUGUCCAAGCGGUCCAGCACCAUGGAGAUGUCGGCGCUGGCCCCGGCAGCCGGCGGCAGGGUGGAGAGGCCCCGCAGCAACACCUCGGAGGCCCGGCUGACGGCGAAGAAGCGCGUGAUCCGCAUGCUCAUCGUCAUCGUGGCCAUGUUCUUCGUGUGCUGGAUGCCGCUCUACUCGGUGAACACCUGGAAGGCGUUCGACCUACAGUCGGCGCACCGCGCUCUGUCGGGGGCGCCCAUCUCCUUCAUCCACCUUCUGUCCUACACGUCGGCCUGCGUCAACCCCGUCAUCUACUGCUUCAUGAACAAACGCUUCCGCAAGGCCCUACUGGCCACCUUCGCCACCUGCUGCCGCCCAUGCCGUCGCAGGGGCCGGCCCGUACCGCCCGACGAUGACAUCACCGCCAUCGGCACCUCGCUCUCCAAAUUCAGCUAUACCACUGUCAGCACCGUGGGGCCGCCCUGAUGGGUAGACGCCUCACAUGAAAGUGGGAGCCGUACAGCAGCGACGGCACCUUAUUAUUUAUUUAUCUAUUUAUUUAUUUAUUCAUCUCCCACACACUCACUCUUUCACUGACCAACAAACACAGGCAGUUCAUGAUUACACUCCCAUGUACUUGAUUUUGUUUUGCUUGGUUGGGGCGUCCCUAAGGAAUGUGGUAGCUAUAGCCUGCGCCUGGGGCUGAGGUAAGCAAAUCGCCGUGGUGACUAAUGAGCGGGGACACCCCUCUGUCUUCCUGACACCGCUUUGAUUAUUGACUUUGUCAUCACGUGGUAGAAGGUAUCAAGCAGGUGGCUGGGGAACUACAGCAGGGCAGACGUGUGACUUACAUACGAUGUUCUUAUCACAGAGGAAAAUUGCUUGAUAGGUUUCAUCAGUGGGCUACAUAAAUUCCACCAGGGGAAAAGUCAACACCGGCACUAACCCAGAGUGCCAGGGGUUUGCUUUGUGUGCAUCAUAAGAUGUAAGAGCUAUGGAAGAAACCUCAUAUGGCUAUGGGUGAUGGUUCUGGGUCACACCACUGGGUCAAGUUUUGUGGUGACCUAGAACCAUCGCCUAUUGGUUUCUUCCAUAGCUGUGGUUCUUACCCCGUGUUCAGUUAUAUUGGCGUGAGGGCCCCUUUUGUGUGAUUGCUCUGUAGAUCCAUCCAUUAAUCCAUCCAUUCUAACCGUUUAUCUUGGUCAGGGUCACUGGGAAGACCCAGGCUGGCCAUGGGUACUCUCUAAAACUCCAUCAUGAGGUAACACGUAUAGACAUCAUUACCACUGCUCUGCUUUUACAGCCGGAUACCCUAAAAUAUGCCAAAAUAAUGGCCCCUUAAGUGUACAUUAAGGCAUUUUUUUGGGCUAACGAGUUUCACAGUUUGGAGGGAAGACAGUGGACCAAAACGAAAAGGGAGCAGCCAGGGAACAGAGGCUGUUGAUUGGCUUAGAGAGGGAUGAUAGAGACGGGGCUUUUGAGAUGAGGCUUGUUCUGCGAGAUGGGUCUGUCUGCGGUGGCGGAAGAUGUAGGGGCAUAGCCUGUGGCAGGAGGCGUGUCUUAUAAAUCAUGUCAAUAAUAUAAGUUGAACCAAUUACAUAUUUAUGUAGCUUAUUUAUUAACCUAUCUAAUCUACAUAUUUUUUCUGUUACGUUUGAUUCUAUUAGAUACAUUCUAACUGGUUAAAGCCAAAUACAUUUAUCAUUACAUUUUUUCCCAGUUAAUGUAUUGAUUGAGAGUGCAGACUUCCCAAUUUGUAGUGUGACAUUACUAUAAAGUGGGCGUGCCUUGUUGUAGGCCUUACUUCUGUUGACAGUACUGUCCUGUGGGCGUGUCUUGUAGUGUGACAUUACUAUAAAGUGGGUGUGCCUUGUUGUAGGCCUUACUUGUGUUGACAGUACUGUCCUGUGGGCAUGUCUUGUAGUGUGACAUCACUAUAAAGUGGGCGUGCCUUGUUGUAGGCCUUACUUGUGUUGACAGUACUGUCGUGUGGGCGUGUCUUGUAGUGUGACAUCACUAUAAAGUGGGCGUGCCGCCUUGUUGUAGGCCUUACUUGUGUUGACAGUACUGUCGUGUGGGCGUGUCUUGUAGUGUGACAUCACUAUAAAGUGGGCGUGGCUUGUAGGCGUUACUUGUGCUGGGUGUUUCUAGUCUUUUGGGCUGCAGCUGGACAUCAUUGGGGUUCUGCUGCCAGUUUGUUACAGUAUUUGAAGAGUCGCCCAAGUGUUGCCUCAUUUUGCCUGAUGUAAUAUGAGGCACAGAGCCUCCGUAGCUUCAUGCCUCCUAUUACUGGAUCUUCUGGUUCUGGAGCAUCAGUGUACAGUGGAUUCAGAUUUAUUACAUAAGACCCGCAGAGACUGAAUAAAUUAUCGAUAGAUUUAUGACAUAUGAUGCUCACUGCAAGUGCCAUGAUGGCUCAGAGGGUAGUACACCAGCAGCACUGGGGAUUAGGGUCCCACCUCUGGCGAGUGUGUGGAAUUCGCAAGAUCUCUAUAUGCUGUGUGAGUUUCCUCACAUAGUCCAUGGAUAAUCGGUGUCUCUAAAUUGACUGUAGUGUAUGUUGCUGCAUGCAUGUGCCCUGUGAUGGACUGGCAUCCCAUCCAGGGUGUCCCCUGCCCCGUGCCCUGUGAUGGACUUGGCAUCCCAUCCAGGGUGUCCCCCCAGCCUUGUCUCGUAUCCUGCCUAGAACAGCCUCCAGGUCCCCCUGCAACCCUGACCAGAAUAUGCAAUUUGAAGAUGGAUGGACAAUCACAGCAUUUUAUCUGAAGGAAACAGCACAUCGGAGCAGGCUUUUCAUCACGAAGAGAGCCAAACUAUUCUCUGAAAUGUGCUCAAAUUUUUCAUAGCAUCACUUACCAGAAAGUUCCUUAAUAGACGGCCACAUGCUCAGUGGUGCCCAUGGACAGAUGGUGAAGGAUGCUACCAUGACGUCGCUCCUUAUGUGUCACUUCUAGGAAACAUCUGUUGUCCGUUUCAUCUUUUAAUUCAUGGUAUAAUGUCAGAGUGACCGCAGUGCUUUUUAACUGUAAACUACAUGCAGACUGGCAGCGCAUCGUGGCGUGUGAGACUAUCACCUGUGACUCACCAGCCAUGGUCUCCAUUCAUGAAGAUUCUUCCUUACGCUUUGGGUGAGUUUAUAUGAUGUACAAAGCCCGGAUUCCUACAUGCCUGCAGCCUGUUUUUCAUGACAGUCUUGCUCCUCACUGCAGAUUUAUGUGUCUUGGAUUCAGAGGCCAUAUAACAGCCUCCAAGGUGUUUGGAUAAUCAUCAGCAAAGACUUAAUGUCGCCAAUGAAGUCUGUGCUCCCAGUGAACUGGCUAUCUGUCAGCUCCAGCAUAUAAAACCGCAUUUUCCCCUAGAAAUACGUGUCGCGUCACCUUUCAGAGUAUAUUUCAGAGCAAGGUCUGACGGUGACACACAUACCUGUACAGACAGUCACUGUGUGGUCUCAGUCUCAUUUUGAAAACCCAGUAAUGUUGGUGAGUUUUCAAGUAAGGCAGAUGUGCCCCUAAAGACCUCAGAAUGUCUUAUUCCUAGUGAAAUGCGCAGUCUGUGCUGCUUUAUUUUAAGCAAUUUCCAAAAGUCUGUUAACCUCAGAACAGAACAGGCAGAUCUUUGUUACAUUACUUCAAAUCAAUGGUCAGUCUCAUUAAUCUCUAAUGUUUGUUCUUGUGCUGGUGUUUGGUUGGGGAUUCAGGCAGUCACAUAUAUUAUUUAUUCAUACUUAAUGUUAUUAUAUCUAAGAAGAAAGUAAAUCAAUGAUCAUUAAAGUAAAAAGAUUACAGAAAGCUGUUUUACAGUCAUUGCUCUCUUCCCAGUCCCCCAUAAAUGCAUCACUUUUAGCAACAGCAAAAUAAGCACUGAAUCUGGCAGAAGCUUUGAAAUUUACCAAUUCUAUCUGUGGAUGUUUCUGUGGCAGCUAAUGGUGAUCAUUUGCUAACUCACAAUGGUUUGUGUCGCCUGUGAGUGGAAACAUGGCAUGACUGGACUGCGAGAGGAAGGUAUCCGAGGACUUUGAGUUACCGAGGUACCAGGCUGGCCUGAGAUGAUCUCCCAGCCUCCAUGGUCUGAACUGACUUAUCUGACACUUUUAUCUAAAGCGGUUUACAGUAUUCAGACCCAUGUUGGUCGCACAAUGCUGCAUGUGUUCGGAUACAGCAGAUGCCAGGAGGUUGUUUUGGGGGGAAUCUCCUCUCUGUCAGUUUGGAGGGGGGGGUCAGACAUGAUUGCCACUGCUGCUUGUGCCUCCAUAUCUGAUAUUCUUUCAUGUUAGUACCGCAGUCCUUUGUUAGAUCUGUUAUCUCUUCCCUGUGCCUUGUCGUUUAUAGAUCAUUUGUGGUUUUGUGCUUUUGAUGUUGGUUAUUGUGUGUACCGUAAUGUUAUACCUACUCUUAUUACACCCCCUGGUUCAAUGAUAUUUGUCAAGCUACCAGAAACACGAGACGCGCUGAAUUACCCGGCCUCCCCACCCCCGCAGUAAAAUAAUGGUCCAGGCUGGUUCAACAUACGUGUGUCGUGUCUUGCGAUGUAAGCUGGGGGGUAUUUCUUUAUAUAAUAACAUUUGUAUGUUACACUGAAGUAAACUGCCGUGUCAAAUCAUCUGUGUAUUCACAGUACCUAUAUGUGUGUGACAGACGGAAAGAGACACAGAGGAGUGGAAUAUAAUACAGGCAUGCGGUUUGCCAAAAAGCCGUAUAAAAGUAGGAUCAUUUAUGUACACAGUGUCUCUGUUAGAAGGAAAGUGUAUAAUUUUGUCUUCUGUAAUAUGUACUGUCAGCGGUUAUUACCAAAAACAUACCUGAACAGUGUAAACAACUGAAGAAGCUGACCUGUUAUUCGCUACACUGCCUUGUCCGCUGUUGUAGGAUCAGAAUUUAAUAAAUAUUUCUGUCUCUCAUGUA
Molecule: messenger RNA, 6042 nt
Organism: Paramormyrops kingsleyae
Lineage: Eukaryota; Metazoa; Chordata; Actinopteri; Osteoglossiformes; Mormyridae
Product: cholecystokinin receptor-like
Biological process (GO): neuropeptide signaling pathway
Cellular component (GO): plasma membrane
Molecular function (GO): gastrin receptor activity; neuropeptide receptor activity
Source: RefSeq, a predicted model, not a curated record